GUUCUGCAAUCUGGAAAUAAAGUGAAUAAAUAAAUUAAUUAAUGGAAAAUAUAUUUUAUGAUUAUCUUCAAAUUUUGCCUUUCUAAUGUGCCUUAUUAUCAGUUCUUUGGAAGAAAUUUAUGUUUAUUUUAUUAUAUAAAUGUUUUGACCAUAGGUGGUUUAUGGAGUUGAUGCCAACAUCGAAUAUUUUUAUUAAUUUUCAAUUUGUUUCCUGAAAGCAAGACAUUUUCUUCUUGUUCCCACUGAACUUCCUUCAACACGGUCAAUGGACAUUUAGUGCUUUUAGAGGAAGUCUGUGUUCCUGUACCAUUUGCACGUUUGCACGGUCCUUCUCCAACCGAGAAAUGCAUUUUUUUUGCUGAGUGUGAGCAGGAAAAGCUGCAAAAAUUCUGAUGAGGUUCUAAUGAUCCUACUUGACUAUUAAUAUAAUUUAAGUCUAUUAUAAUUCUCAAAUAACAAUAACAUGAUAGGGAAAAUGGAUGUGAAAGGAAUUUUGUGGAAAAAAGAAGUGAUCAAUAAUUAUUAUCAUAAUCACAUUAGUUAAAUGGAGACCAUGAAACAUUAACUUUCAGCUAUUGCAUAAGCAAGUUGAAAAAAAUGUUAUUGCUCAGGCUUAGCAAAGAAAUAAUUAGUAUUUUACUUAUUCUUCCCUAAUGGUGUUUGGGAGCAACAGAGUAAUCAUGGUUUUAAGAACAGUUCAUAGAUUUUUUUAACUGUAGUUACAAUUAUUGUUCAUAAUCUAUACAAGUACAGUAGGCAGAGAUCUGGGUAUGGAAUAAUAAGCUGAGUUUUCAUUAAAGCACAUAUUUCAAAACCUUGUCAGCAACACUAGGAUUCAGUGAUUUGGAAAAAAAAAUGGAUCAAUUGUAUUGCACACAUACUACAGGAAACAGUGUUGUGAACUUAUUGAAAGUGUUCACCACAGUGUUUUAUUAACAUAGAAACUCUGACACAGAUUCUUAAAGGCAAGGAAUAUGCAUAGUUUUUUAAAGUUCUUAUAGAAAACAAUGAUGAAUUCGUUUGCUAUGUGCUACUGUAUGCUACUGACCAUUUUUUUUAAUCACUCACAGACUCACAAUAACGACUUGAAUAUAUUUCCUGAAAGGUCAGUGAUUUAGUCAUCUAGAAGUCCUAAUUAAUUAAAUAUUAAUAAGAGUAAAAUGUAACCUAUGUAAAUUGUGGUUAUCAAAGCUGAAUUUAAGUAUUCCUAUUGUUCUAUAAAUAUUUAAUUCUGAGUUCAGGAUAUUUCCUAGAUGGUUAACCAUUUACAUCCAUUCAUACACUCAUUCGAUUCCACUUUUCUCUGUUUCUCCAGAUAACCCCGACUAAUACAGUAGAUAAUACAAUUUUACUUCUAAAGAAAUGUAGUCUAUAAAGCUAAGUAGCUUCCCAUGCUGUUUGAACGCAGAUGGUCUGUUCUCACUAUUGUACCAUGCUUCCUCUAAUUAUCAACUCUUCAGUGAGAUAUCCACAUGUAUUAAGAACUGAUAUUUGACUCAAAAUGUGUGAACUAACAAAAUAAAUUCAAGUAUUAUCCUACUAACCAGGAGGAUAUUUUGUCAUGACCAUUAAGAGAUGGGGAAUCUAGAUAUAGAUACAAAAACAAACAAACAAACAAACAAACAAACAAACCAGGGAGUAGCUGUUAUUGCAGGGUGAAGCUGGAAUUCAUUUGCUUGCAUUUAAACUCUAUACAUAUGACUUUACUUUCACCAAAUUCUCCGUUUAUUUACUGAUUUUUAAAAGUAUGCCAUACCAAUCAUAUAUAUGUAUUAAUAUACAUAUAUUUAAAGAUUCAAAUACAAAAGCACAAGUUCAAAUUUUGAUAUAUUUUUAAUUUUUCAGAAAGCAAUAUACUCAUUCCUCAUAUUAUAUUGAAAUAAUUGUUGAAUUUAAUGCACUAAAAUGCUAAAUAGGGAUGAUAGAGAGCUGAUAUGAUAGAUGAUAGAUAGAUGAUACAUAGAUGGAUGGAUGAUAGAGAGAUGAUAGAUAAACAUCAGUAAAUGUAGAACAUGGCCUUUAAUUUAUAAAUUAACAAUACUAGUCCAUUCUAUCAAAAGAUUCUUUGGGUGUUUUAGUAUUUUAGUUACAGUGAAUAAAUUAAACUAUGAUUAUUAAUUGCUCUUAUAAGGAAAUAUUGGUAUAAUUGUACUUACAUGGCUCUUCAUAGAUAUAUUUGCUUUAUUUUCUUGCACUAUUGUUGACCUAUUUUAAUCUGAAAUGCUAGAAUGAGUAAACUUAGCUUUUACUUAUUUUUGAUAAACAAGUAUAUAAUGUCUUUUAAUAAUUGUCAUGCCUCACUAUUUGUGCCUUCUUAUCUCAGACUCCUCCUUUCAAAUGCCUCCCAAUUUACCUCCAUUUUAAAAAAGAAUUAUCCCACUAAUUCCAAAUGUAGCCCUUGAGGUGGUUUUUAUGUGCUUAGCCCUGGGAGUGGCACCAUUAGGAAGUGUAGUCUUUUUGGAGUAGUUGUGUCAAUGUAGUUGUGGGCUUUAAUACCCUUAUACUAGCUCCCUGGAAAUCAGUAUUCUGUUAGCUGCCUUCAUAUGAAGAUGUAGAACUCUCAGCUUCAUCUGCACCAUGCCUGCCUGGAUGCUGCCAUGCUCCCACCUUGAUGAUAAUGGAUUAAACCUCUGAACCUGUAAGCCAGCCCUAAUUAAAUGUUGCCCUUAUAAGAGUUGUCUUGGUCAUGGUGUUUGUUCAUAGCAGUAAAACCCUAAGACAGCCCUCUUACCAAUGGCCACAGCCAAGCAGCUAUGAACAUCCAAUGGCUACUCAGUUAGGGGUUGGGUCAUGUUGAAAGGUUGAUUGGCUUGAGAAUGUGCAGGACUUCUGCACACAACCACAGCUAUUUUGAAAUCUUGAAUCCCACAAAUGUUGUCAUGUCCACAGGAGACUAUUUUACAGAAGCCCAUUCAUGGACCUUCUGUCCAUCUCCUGUGAUUUUUCCUGAGCCUUAGGAGAAGUUAAUGUGAUGGUUUUUCAUCAGUACAGAAUUUUUAUCAUAUUCUUUCUACCAAAGAUAUACUAAGUAUGACUUUGGCUAAUGUAAAUUGUAGUUUUUCAGAUUUUUCCCACAUAAAAAUCAAAUCCUUUACUACAUAUUAUUUGAAAACAAUCUAUAACAAUUUGAGAUGAUUGAUAUGCUACAUAGAUGGACAAGAUGGUCUUUUCAAAACACAUAUCAAUACAAAAAAUUAUAUACCUCAAGCAUAUGCAUUGGUUCAUGAAAUAACUCAAUAAAGACACUCAAGUAUGAACUAGCUUGCCAUCCCUGUGCCCUUGACUCCUCCCAAUAUUGAGUGACAAGAAGAAGUAAGAGUGGAUAUUAAAUUUUUUACAUUCUUGCAUAGUUAUACUUGAAAAUAUGAUACCUAUAUUUUCACAAUAAAACUGAGCAUGUGAGGCAUCUACAGUGACAAUUUUCUUAGUUUCUCUUUCAAAAUGUUCACCAUUUAUCAAUACAUUUUAGUUUUUCUAGUCUCUAUAAUCUGACCAGCAUCAAUCCUGUGUUAAAUGCCACUCUUUCACCAGCUAAAAUAUUUCUUAUGACUCUUCCAAGGUAACAAAAAAAAGGGUUCUAUAGCACAAACUUCCAGGCUUUCAGUCUCUGACAUUAACUCCAUAGUAAGUUCUGUUGACAGAUACAUAGUCUAGUUUUUUUUUUAAUUUAUCUUUGACAUAAAAAGAAAAUGGUUACCUCUUUACUACAUGUCUUUCCCCUAAGGACCACGUUCCGUAUUAGUCUGUCUGCUAUCUUCUCUGUUCUCUGAAAACUCACAUCACAUACUAGGUGGCCAGCGGCUCACCUUCAGGUUGCUGGGUAAGUUGGCAGAGUUUACGAAUAUCAAACUUUCAAAGUCACUUAUAUUAUAUUGUACACCUUAUUGUGGAGUUUAGAGAGCAUCUACAGACCUUAAUCUGAGACCAGAGUCAUUUAUAAAUAUUCUCUUUUGAUAAAUAGAUUGUAUUUUGGGAAUGAAUUUUUCAGCAAGUGCCUGUUGACCCAUAUGAUGCUUCUCAACUCCAUUCAGCUACUGUGGACUUAACAAUGGAAAACCCCAAAUAGAGGGAAAUACAGCCUUGUUUACUUUUCUACUACGUCCCUGAAAGUCUCACGCCUGAUGUCUAAUAUAACACAGUUGUAGCCAGGUGACAAACAUUCUAUUUCAGUCAACUAGAAAUAAUGAAAAAAGCAGAGUUGGUCUUCUCCCAAGGAUGCUGGUAUACAGUGCUAAAAUUAAACGACAUGACUUCUUUGAAAACAAAUGCUGACCUUCAUAUCCUAUUUACUAAUCAGAACCACCUCCUCCUUAAUCACCAGUGCCUCCUUACACAGAAAGAUAUGAAGUGCAUACUGUGCAUAUUUUAGGUUGAUGAGACAUUAAAGUAACAUUCUACAGACUUAUCAGAUUCUUUUUUAUAUUUUAAAUAAGUGUGAUACAUCUACAUGACGUGUGUGUGUGUAUGUGUGUGUUUGUGUGUGUGUGUGUGUGUGUGUGUUUGUAUAUCAAAAAUUAGUGGGGGAAAAGAGGCCACAAAUUUGAAAGUGAGCAAGACAGUAUAUAUAGGAGUGUAUUAAGGGAGGAAAUGUAAGGGUAAAAUAAUGUAAUCAUAUUAUAAUCUCCAAAUUUUAUGAAAUAUUAUUUUAAAGUAAAUUAGGACACCAUGUAAAGAAAUCCUUCAUUUGUAUUGGGAACCACCAGGGAGAGAAUAAAUAAAGCCUGAGAGAACAUUGGCUCAUUAUUCUGACACUGCUGGUCCUGCUUUGCUUUUCCCCAACAGUUUAAAUGUUGGUGAUUUCCAAAUUUUAAUUGACUUCUUACAUGUUUUGUAGUGCAACUAAGCACUUCAAUGUACAAUUCUUUCACAAGAGGCAAUUCAAUUCCAGCACUCUUUGUUUCUUUCUUUGAAGGUAUCAACCCCCUUACUAACUAAAAUAGCUCUACUCUUCAAUACCCCCGUGAAAUAAAGACAGCCAAAUAUAAGUAGUGGAUACUACACAUUCCCUCCGCUGCACUUUAAAAGGAAAGCCACUUACCUUAUCUUUUCAAAUGACCUUUCUCAAAGUAGAAAAAGACCAAAUAAGAAGGUAACAUUACAAAUUAAGUAACCUUUGUCAAACUCUUACCAUGAUUUAUGAAAAAUUGCAUGGGUACUUUACUGGCUUCACACACACACACACACACACACACACACACACACACACACACACACACACACACAGUUUGAGGAAACGACUAUUGCCUAAAUUUGAAGAACCCUCUUGAGGGUGAGUUAUGCUGUAUUCAUCCAUAUCAACAGCAUGAGGAAAAUUCCAAACUUGAAGCUAAGGCUAGCAUUUGUUUUGCACAUUCUCAAAUUUGCAUCCCGUGAACACUAUCUCUCUUUUAAGCCUGAGUGAUUUUCCUCUGGUAAAACACUCAAAGAGGGCUUUGGUAGCUUUAGCAACUAUGUAUCCAAAGGAAUGCUAUUUUCUUGGUGUUGGUAAGGAUUGAGAAUCUCUUAUGAGUGUCGAUAUCCCUGCCAGGAGACCCUUGGAAUAGUCAUUCCAUUUAGAAAAAACACCCACACUUGUUUACUAUAAUUCUUCAAGUGAGAUGCAGGAUGAUAUUGAUGGGUGAGUGUGCGUGACUUCCUGCUGGGAGAAAGUACUGAAGCUGCCUCAGCUGCUCACAUCAAUUUUGAAAACAGCCAGUCAGGCCUGAAAUCCCUGUUAUCAUAAGCUGUGUACAUUACAAAACAUUGUAAUUUAUUCAGGAGUCAGAAGAGGUGAGAAGUUCAUGCUUGGUUUAGUUCUUUUGGCACUAGCAAGAGGCAGGGAAGGCACUGCAGUACUAUUCAUCUUCAGAAAUAUAAUGCUGACCUCCAAGAGGAUGCUCCAUCUAAUAUAAACCCUACGCGCCUUGAGUACUAGGGUUACAGUAUGAAAGGGCAUCUCUCAAGCUAAGUCGCUGGACUUCCUCUGUACUAGAGAUCGCUGAUGAAUGAGCCAGCAGUUGAAUGUUUAGCAGGCUGUGACGACUUUGCACGGAAAUAUGAAAAUUUAUUAUCAGCUUGCCACAUCAGCGCUUGCCCUGCCUGCCUUUGCUCUUUUCCUUCUGAUGAAUACUCCCACUCUAUCUGACAGGCAUCCCUUGCUCUGGCCCCUACUUUCCCAUCCCCCGCGGAGUAGUGCUGAUCUAAAUUGUCACCGCUGCAUCCUGGCUGUCAUUUUUGAAGAACACAAGAUUUUUGUUUUGUUUAUGUAUGUGUCUGUGUGUGUGUAUGAUUCUUAUUAACCUUAUUGCUUUCUGUGUGACCUUGUCUAUGGGACGAAAAGGAUAUUUGUGCAGCCCCAAAAGUAUGUACGCUGGCGUGGGGGAGAAGGAAGCAAAAGGGGAAGGGAGUAGAGGGAGAGUCCAGGAGGAAGGAGGAGAGACUGCGAGAGCCGAGCAUCAGGCCGACACUAGCUGCCAGCCAAUCAGAGACGCGCUCAGGAGCUGCAGAGACCCAGCCUGGGAGCCUGGGGCUGGAGGUGCGCGGAGCUGGAGCCUGGGCUCUCCGAGGACCGGGAGCAGCAGUGCCCAGAGCUCUGAGAAAGUACCCCCUCUGCUUCUCAUAAAUUAAGUUCCUUUCCACCAGUUAGGGCAAGUCAGCCAAGGUAGAAAAUGAUGACCUGCGCUAAUCUACAGUGACAACUUGGGAUGCAAUGGCUGCCCCUGUGUUUCCACUUAUGAAUAGGAAGUAAAUAUGGUCUGACUUUCCCUGAUGGGCAGCUAAAUCAUGGACAGACUAAAUGACUUACUUUGGACUGUCCUUCCAAAAGAUGUUUUGGCUUCUCUCUUGAAUGCUUACUGAGCCCUUGUAGGCCACGAAGACAAGAAGGACUGUGAACGGGAAGUGAUCUUACAAUGAGAAUUACGAGCACAUCUUGCAUCUGUCCAGUCCUCGUGUGUCUCUGUUUUGUGCAGAGGUGUUAUGGAACUGCUCACCACAGCUCCAUUAAGGUGACCAGAAACCAAACCAAACACACUGAAGGGGAAACUGAAGUACACCAUCGUCCCAAGAGAGGAUGGGUGUGGAACCAGUUCUUUGUUUUAGAAGAACAUAUGGGACCAGACCCACAGUAUGUUGGAAAACUGCACUCCAACUCUGAUAAAGGCGAUGGCUCUGUCAAGUACAUCCUUACUGGAGAAGGAGCUGGGACUAUAUUCAUCAUUGACGACACCACUGGUGACAUCCACUCAACCAAAAGCCUGGACAGAGAGCAGAAGACUCACUAUGUACUUCAUGCCCAGGCUAUUGACAGACGGACGAACAAGCCUCUGGAACCUGAGUCUGAGUUCAUCAUCAAAGUGCAAGACAUCAAUGACAAUGCUCCGAAGUUCACAGACGGACCAUACAUCGUUACUGUGCCUGAAAUGUCAGAUAUGGGUACCUCUGUACUACAGGUGACAGCUACAGAUGCAGAUGACCCCACAUAUGGAAACAGUGCUCGAGUUGUUUACAGCAUCCUGCAAGGACAACCUUAUUUCUCUGUAGAUCCUAAAACAGGAGUCAUUCGAACCGCUUUACACAACAUGGAUAGAGAAGCCAGAGAGCAUUACUCAGUGGUCAUUCAAGCCAAAGACAUGGCUGGGCAAGUUGGCGGACUUUCUGGAUCCACAACUGUCAACAUUACCUUGACUGAUGUCAAUGACAACCCACCACGGUUCCCACAGAAACACUAUCAACUGUAUGUUCCUGAGUCUGCUCAAGUUGGUUCAGCUGUUGGAAAAAUCAAGGCAAAUGAUGCAGACACGGGCUCAAAUGCAGAUAUGACCUACUCCAUCACUAAUGGAGAUGGUAUUGGAGUAUUCUCUAUAUCCACUGACAAGGACACCAGAGAAGGAAUACUUUCCUUAAAGAAGCCACUGAACUAUGAGAAAAAGAAGUCUUACACACUCAACAUUGAGGGAGCAAAUACACAUCUGGAUUUCCGCUUUUCCCACUUGGGUCCAUUUAAGGAUGCCACCAUGCUGAAGAUCAUUGUUGGGGAUGUGGAUGAACCACCACUCUUUUCUAUGCCUUCCUAUGUCAUGGAAGUCUAUGAAAAUGCCAAGAUUGGGACGAUUGUUGGCACUGUCUUGGCACAGGAUCCAGACAGUGCUAACAGCUUAGUAAGGUAUUUCAUCAACCACAGUACUGAAGAGGAGAGAUUUUUCAACAUUGAUGCAAAUACUGGAACCAUUAAGACAUCCAAAGUACUGGAUAGAGAAGAAACACCCUGGUACAAUAUCACAGUGACUGCUUCAGAAAAUGACAAUCCUGAUUUGCUGAGCCAUGUCUCCGUGGGUAUUAGAGUUCUGGAUGUCAAUGACAAUCCACCCGAACUUGCCAGGGAAUAUGAUAUUGUUGUCUGUGAGAAUUCUAAGCCUGGUCAGGUUAUCCACACUAUCACUGCCACUGAUAAAGAUGACUUUGCCAAUGGACCAAGAUUUAAUUUUUUUCUUGAUGAACGCCUGCCCAUGAACCCAAAUUUCACACUUAAGGACAAUGAAGCAGCAGCAGCACCCUCACCAUCAGGGUUUGUGCAUGCGAGAGAGAUGGGCGCGUUCGGACCUGCCAUGCAGAAGCCUUCCUGUCCUCCGCUGGUUUGAGCACAGGAGCCCUAAUCGCCAUUCUUCUCUGUGUUGUCAUUCUUCUA
Rattus norvegicus (Norway rat) is the source of this 8665-nucleotide messenger RNA. It is a transcript of the gene Cdh18, whose product is annotated as cadherin 18. Lineage: Eukaryota; Metazoa; Chordata; Mammalia; Rodentia; Muridae. The record is from RefSeq and is a predicted model, not a curated record. Gene Ontology annotation, cellular component: plasma membrane; membrane. Gene Ontology annotation, biological process: cell adhesion; homophilic cell-cell adhesion; cell-cell adhesion. Gene Ontology annotation, molecular function: calcium ion binding.